This is a messenger RNA of Seriola aureovittata, 2340 nucleotides long. It is a transcript of the gene glrx5, whose product is annotated as glutaredoxin 5 homolog (S. cerevisiae). NCBI's taxonomy places the organism in Eukaryota, Metazoa, Chordata, Actinopteri, Carangiformes, Carangidae. The record is from RefSeq and is a predicted model, not a curated record. Bases 129 to 599 code for a protein of 156 amino acids. The transcript is spliced from 2 exons.
CGCCCCUUCUCGCGAAUGUGCGUGAAGUGUGUUGACUGACUGGUUUCACUCCGGCGUGUAGACAAGCAAGUUAGUCACUUUAGACGACAUUUCUUCUAUUUAUAUAAAGAUAUAACAAACCAAAUAUCAUGAACAGCUUACUUAGAUCUACUGCUCGGUGUCUGCGGUCUGGGGCAGCGGUCUUUCUCCCCAGACAAGCCGACGGUCGCGUGUUGUCGGCCCCGGCCCGGCUUCUGUGCGCGGCGGCGGAUAACCAAAAAGACCUUGGUGAGAUGGUGAAGAAGGACAAAGUGGUGGUGUUUAUGAAGGGGACUCCGGCACAGCCCAUGUGCGGCUUCAGUAACGCCGUGGUUCAGAUCCUCCGGAUGCACGGGGUGGACGACUACGCCGCGUACAACGUGUUGGAUGACCAGGACCUCAGACAAGGAGUAAAGGACUUCUCCAACUGGCCCACGAUCCCUCAGGUGUACUUCAAUGGCGAGUUUGUGGGAGGCUGCGACAUCUUGCUCCAGAUGCACCAGAACGGAGAUCUGGUGGACGAGUUAAAGAAGCUGGGUAUCCAUUCUGCAAUGCUGGACGCUGAGAAAGAGUCCAAGUAGAGGACAAGCAGAAACUUCAAAACCGCUGAGGACACAUUCAUCAGGUUGAAGCCCCACUCAGAUGAUCGUAUAUGAAUCAACUCUCUAGGCAGCCAUGGGCAAAAUUCACCCCGAGUGCAGCAUAGACUUUAAUCUUGGAAGAAAAACAGGGAUUCCUACAUUUUACUCACAAUAAAUCUGUACCAUAUUUCUCACCUUCUCUUUAAAGCUGCAAUAACAAUGUUUAUUUCUGGCCACUUGGGUACAGCAGAAACAAAUUGCCAUCAAAACAGUAACAUAUUAUCACCUUUUCAGAGAGAUGCGGCAAACUUGUUAGCAUUCUUUUCGAGUUCUGUUUCUGGCCACCUGAUGAAUGCAAGUCCAACAUUCACUCCUUUCACUCUCUUUUCUAGCUCUGUUGUGGUCUCCACUAGAUCCAGAGAAAAUACAUUUGCCCCUUUAGCUGCUAAAUGCUUCGUUAUGCUCACCAGCUAGUUGCUAACAUUGCUGGUCUGGUGUUUGGUGCAGUGCAUGUUUCAUAGAAAACAGCUGCCUGAGGUACAAAAUGUUUUUAUGAGAGCUGUGAGAGUGAACCAAAACAGUAAAGUUGGAGACCAGAAAACCAAAACAAUGAACUCAAAAGGCAUUAUAAAACUCCAUAGAGGUGAGGGGAACUGCAUUCUCUGACUUCAUCAUUAAAGAUAAAACCCCUUUCCCAUUACAGAGUUUUUUGAUCCAAAAUUAUUAUUGGUUUUAAUAUUUCCAUAUCACACAGUUUCUAUCAUAUCUCCAUUCACAAAAUUCAGAAUUUUAUAAUAAAAGAUGUUGUAAAAGCCAAAAUAUUAACCAUCCAUAUCAGUAUAGUUGUUGGAAUCACAAGCUUUUGGGGAUAAAUACAGCAAUGAACAUCUAACAAUAACCCCACUGUUGUAUAAACCUUUUCAGGGCUGGACUUUUACUGCCUAAGGGUCAGAGUGUCAGGUUCCCUACCCAUGCUUUAAUUGGUUUACAUAAGAGUGCUGGUAACCUGCCCUUUAUUAUCCCUGCUACCUCUAUUGUCAGCCCAUUUUCUCAAGCAAUUUAUAACCCUGCUGAGGUCACACCAGGAAAAGAUGUCAUCACAAAAGAAACCUUCCUAAUGCACUGCCUGUGAGUGGAAAUACUGGAAGGAAGAACAAAGCGGGGACAAUACAUUUCAAUAUUGUCAUAUGUUAGGGAUUGAUAAAGCUGAUGAGGGUUCAUAAUACUAAACCACACCACAUAUGAAUUUGCUUUUGUAGUGAAGGUAACUACAGACAUGGACCACACCUCACUGACCUCGUUACACACAUGCACUGUCAGAAUAUCUUCGACGGAGCCAACAACUUUGUCCCCUUGUUGGUUCUUCCUGCCAGCAACUACAUAUAAAAUGUGUUCCCUGUGUUUUAAUGUCUACUACUGCUGAAAGGCAACAAACAUACCACGAUGACAGCACAUCUGGACAAGCAGGAGCAGUUAUAUUUAAAGUUUGUUUGAAUAUGUUCAUGUCUGGUAUCCGUCACUGAAGGAAAAGUAGUGUUUUUUUGUCACUGAGCCUCUGAACGUCUGAUCAUUUACCAAUCCCACAGUAGAUGUUCCUCCUGCCGCACACAGUUGUAUUAUCAAAACUAUGGUCAUGUAGUACACUGUAAGAUAUUGUACAUUAAAAGCAUAUUAUUAAAUGUAUUUUAGCUGCAUGUAAACCCUGUACCAAUUAAAUAUUUUGACACAAAUAACAAGCAAA